AUGAAUUCUUGUGCUUUUAAUUUGUUUUUAGUUAUUCUGCUUUCUUGUAUUUUUGCACAAAUUAUAACUAUAAAUGCUCGUCGUCAUAAACCUCAUCAUUCCAAAUGUCCAGAAUGUUGUGAAGCUCCCGGUAGUGCUGGAUGGACCAAUUUAGUUCGUCCUGGUGGUAGCGUACAAAUUACAAAUGAUACAUCCGCACAAAGUUGUUGUGAAUCAUGUGUUGCUGAUCUGCGUUGUGCACAAUGGGCCUUUCUUGCCACUAUAUGUCAACAUAAUGUGCCUCCAAUACAUCCACAAACAUCAGAUUCUCAGCCACCAAUAUCAGAUAAUAGCGAUAGUCCUG
Racocetra persica is the source of this 343-nucleotide messenger RNA. The record is from the annotation of a GenBank genome assembly. Lineage: Eukaryota; Fungi; Glomeromycota; Glomeromycetes; Diversisporales; Gigasporaceae.